Molecule: messenger RNA, 231 nt
Organism: Closterium sp. Yama58-4
Lineage: Eukaryota; Viridiplantae; Streptophyta; Zygnematophyceae; Desmidiales; Closteriaceae
Source: the annotation of a GenBank genome assembly
AUGCCAUGCCAUACCUAUGAGGUGACCAUGUCGCUAGAUGAGGUGACCAUGUCGCUAGAUGAGGUGACCAUGUCGCUAGAUGAGGUGACCAUGUCGCUAGAUGAGGUGACCGUGUCGCUAGAUGAGGUGAGCAUGUCGCUAGAUGAGGUGACCAUGUCGCUAGAUGAGGUGACCAUGUCGCUAGAUGAGGUGACCAUGUCGCUAGAUGAGGUGACCAUGUCGCUGGGAUGA